AUGGUCGUGCCAGCCAUAGAGGACAGCAACGCGCUGAAACUUGAACGUUGUCGUGGGCUCGUGGCAGAGAGAGAUAGAGACACUGACGGUCAGAGUCAACACUCAGAAGAAGACGCCGACGCCGGCGGCGGGUCAGGCUCCACGCACAUCCCCGGCGAGCUCGGCGCCAGCGCGCAGCUCGACAUGCACGGUCUGGACGAGCACCACGCCGGCGGCCAGCUCCGCCAGCCCCACGCCCACGCCGCCCCCGCCUCGGCUCGUGGCCGGCUGUGCGCCGUCCCCGCCCGUGCCCGCCGCGGCCGGCUCCGCCCCGCUCCGGCGACCUCCGCCCGCCCACGCCCGCGCCGCCCGGCGACCUCCGCCCCGCCCACGCUCGCGCCCGUCGCGGAGAGCGCCGCCCCGCCCGUGGCCGGCGCGGCGAGCCCCGCCCGUGCGGCCGCCGCCCCGGCGACCUCCGCCCCCGCCCACGCCCGCGCCCGCCCGGCGACCUCCGCCCCGCCCACGCCCGUGCCCGCCCGGCGACCUCCGCCCCGCCCACGCCCGCGCCCGUCGCGGCGAGCGCCGCCCGCCCGUGGCCGGCGCGGCGAGCCCCCGCCCGUGCCCGCCCCGGCGACCUCCGCCCCGCCCCCGCCCACGUACGCGCCCGCCCCGGCGACCCUCCGCCCCGCCCCGCCCCGCCUCGCCCGUGCGCGCGCCCAUCGCGGCGAGCGCCGUCCGUGCCCACCGCGGCCAGCUCCGCCCGCCCGGCGAGCGCCGCCCCGCCCGUGGCCGACGCGGCGAGCCCCGCUCGUGCCCGGCCGUGGCUGUCCACGCGAACCCAGCCCGUUCCCUUUAUACACAAGCAAUACGGAUACACAAUACUGA
Molecule: messenger RNA, 864 nt
Organism: Lolium perenne
Lineage: Eukaryota; Viridiplantae; Streptophyta; Magnoliopsida; Poales; Poaceae
Source: RefSeq, a predicted model, not a curated record